This is a messenger RNA of Nicrophorus vespilloides, 2005 nucleotides long. Its product is annotated as alpha-L-iduronidase. The record is from RefSeq and is a predicted model, not a curated record. Gene Ontology annotation, molecular function: L-iduronidase activity; protein binding. The coding region runs from base 59 to 1864 and encodes 601 amino acids. Lineage: Eukaryota; Metazoa; Arthropoda; Insecta; Coleoptera; Silphidae. Gene Ontology annotation, biological process: carbohydrate metabolic process. The transcript has 10 exons.
UAAAUUCAAGAUGCAGUUCGUGCAAUAACAGCAUCGAGACAAGACUACAAGCCAGGAGAUGCUGAUUACCAUAAUUGUAUCAUCCAUAAUAAUAUCCGCAUUUAGCAAUGCUAACGAGACAUAUUCAAUUCACAUCGAUUACUCGUCAUCGGAGGCAAAAAUUGAGCCGUUCUGGCAAAGCACAGGAUUCUCCCCUCCUAAGGGAGAAGUUGACACAUAUUUAUUAUCGCAGGACUCUAAAACCAAUAUUGCCAUCAUUGGCGCCUUACCAAAUCGAGGGAUCAAACAAAUUCGGGUUCAUUGGUUGUUAGAUCUUAUCAAGACUGACAACUCGGACUUCAAUUACGUAAAUUUGGAUCUCGUUUUGGAUUGGAUGCAUUUUCAAAGUUUAUCACCAAGGUUUGAGCUCAUGGGCUUUCCGAAUAACUUGUUCAGUAAAAAUGUUAAGAACGUAACUACAUUUUGGUCUCAUUUCACCGAGACAACUGUUAAGAGAUAUAUUGAUAGAUAUGGCUUAAAUAUUGUAGAAAAAUGGAGUUUCGAAACAUGGAACGAACCCGACUUGAAAAUGUAUAAUAUUUUAAAUUAUACGUUGAAUGAGUACAAAUCCUACGUAUUUGGUUGUAGAAAGGGCUUGGAUAAAGCUGUAAAGAAGAAUGACAGCGUGCUGAGAUUGGGCGGUCCGGCAGGUGUAUUCAAGGACUUCGUGCAUCAUCCCUUGUGCUGGGGGUUGCUAGAGAUGUGCAACUCAAUCAGGGACUGUCCUUUGCAAUACAUUUCGUUCCACAAGAAGGGAGAUGGAUCGGCCGGACGGUUGGUCUCCAAGGACCUUCAGUUUCUCGAUCACUUCCAUGAAACGUAUCCGAAUCUGAAGCACAUCCCGAUAGCGAACGACGAAGCGGAUAUUUUAACAAACUGGUCAUUGGAGGAGGAAUGGCGGGCGGAUGCCAAAUAUGCAGCUUUGGUAGCUAGAGUUAUAAUUGAACAUUACAGGGAAGUUAUUCAGAAAAGAGGAAUUGCUAUUGAAAUACUUAGCAACGACAAUGGUUUUAUGAAUUACAAUCCGCAUUUUUUUACGCAACGCACAUUAUUAGCAAGGUUUCAGAUGAAUAACACGAUUCCACCUCAUACGCAAUUUUUCUUCAAGCCCGUUUACUCCGUUAUGGGAUUGUUGUCCUAUUUAAAAGGGCAUUCGGUUGCCAUCAACAAGACGUCGCCUCUAAUAAAUGCUAUAGCGUCGCGUACUCGCCGAACUUUUUCCGCUCUGGUCGUCUACUCCAACGAGACCGAAGCUGACUUUUCCGAUACAACAAUUCGCAUUACUCUGAAGAACCUUUCAGUGAACUGUAAAUACGUCAUUUAUACCAUCAACAAUUUAGAGACGAAUCCGUAUUCCGUAUGGAACGCGGCCGGAGCUCCGGUCUACCCCGAUACAGAUCUUCGUUGGAAAAUGCGUAGUCAACAGCUGCCUUUCAGGGUCUUGGGUCCGGACAGCGCGAAUUCCACCAAUCUUGAAAUAGUUUUAAACAUUACAAUGCCUUCAGUCUAUUUGAUUCACGCUUGUAAUUCUAGUAUCAAAGCGCCUGGACCGACAACCCAUCUCCAGGUGAGGAUGGUGCAGGAUAACGAAGUUCUUCUAAUUUGGAAAGACGACAGAGUUAAAUCUAGAUGCAUCAAGACUUAUGUUGUCGAGUUCUGUGCCGGCAGCGAAUACACCAGGAUUAAUGAGAUGGAUGUUAUAUUUCUCUCGUAUCAGUACGAGCUGCCAGGAGAUGUAGGAUUGCGCGGAUGGUUUCGGGUGAAAGCCGUCGAUUACUGGAACAGGAGCGGCCCUUACUCGGACCCCGUUUAUUAUCAGGAAUAAAAUUGCAUUCACAUGCGAUUCUUUCAGUGCUUUUUAGUUAUUUUUUGCUUAAUGACAACACAAAAUGUUCAAUCAAUUAAUACAAUGGAAAUGUAGAUAAUGUAAAUAGCCAUAAUAAAAUAGAUAAAUAUGAAUUCGUUU